UCAUUCGUUCCCUCCUACUCGACCUUGGCACCCAUACACGCUGUAUUUUCGUUUCUACUCCACGACUGAUGACCUCCGUCGCCCAGAGGAGACGACUCGGAAAGCUAUAAGAGAGGGAUUAAACCAGCAGGUAUUCUCAAGCCCUCACAACUGUAGAGCUUAUUCGAUCUCACUUCACAAUGUUCGCUCGUAUCUCUAUCUCAGCUCUUCUGGCUCUACCUCUCCUUGCCGGAGCUGGUGUGAUCCCUGUCGUCCUUCCCCGUGAUGAUAUUGCCAGCAGACAACUCUCCUGCCCUGACCCUGCCCCAUAUCCUCUUCCCCAUGUUGAAGAAGAAUCCAACAAACGUACUGUUGUUACGGGCAGACAGGUUGUCACGAUCUCCCCGGUCCUCUCCCCAGUCCUUCGCCGUGAAGAAUCGUAUGGCGGUGCUGUUAUUACAGGCAGGCAGGCUCUUCCUGCUCCUCCCGCCCUUCCAGCACCGCCAGCACCGCCAGCACCUCCUGCUCUGCCAGCACCAGUAGCGCCUCCUGCUCUUCCGGCACCAGCGGCACCUGUAGCGCCUCCCGCUCUUCCGGCACCGCCAGCACCAGCAGCGCCUGCAGCGCCUCCUGCUCUUCCAGCACCAGCAGCACCAGCAGCACCUCCCGCUCUUCCAGCACCGGCAGCGCCUGCAGCGCCUGUAGCACCUCCUGCCCUUCCAGCACCUGCCGCACCUGUGGUGCCUCCCGCCCUUCCAGCACUGCCAGCGCCUGCCGCACCUCCCGCCCCACCCGCACCUCCGGCGAUUCCAGCGAUUCCCGCCCUUACAGGCAGGCAGGUCACGAUCUCUCCAGUCCUUCCCACCCUUCCGACCGGCGACGAAGCAAGUGUUAUUGAAGGUAGACAGGUCAUUACAGGCUCCCCAGUUAUCUCCCCAGUCCUUCCUCGUGGACAGUGAUUUCGUUAGUAACACCGUCUUUCAAGUUAAUUAUAAGCUCACGUUUUCUUCACACAGGCUGCGCUACGGCCUCUCAAGGGAGUAGGAAAGUUUUCGUGAAUCAGAACAAAGCGUCUUGGUGAUCUUGUAAAGUGCAUUCGUUUGUUAGAUACAUAAACAGUCGGAGAAAAGAAUAUUGCUGGAAAGCAGCAAACGUGCCAAUAACUAUAACCUUUCGAGUUUUCCCGUCAUUCGGAGCUUCCUGGGAAGCAUCAUAGAUCCUGAAUCAUAGUUCUCCUUGUUGAAUUAUCGAAUGGGUGUUUCAAGUAAACCGUGGCGAGUUUUCGAAGGCUUGGCCAUCGAUCCAUCCGUCAGAAGGAAGUUUGUCGUCGGAUAAAUAUUGAACACG
This is a messenger RNA of Desarmillaria tabescens, 1326 nucleotides long. RefSeq lists its product as uncharacterized. The record is from RefSeq and is a predicted model, not a curated record. Lineage: Eukaryota; Fungi; Basidiomycota; Agaricomycetes; Agaricales; Physalacriaceae. Bases 180 to 938 code for a protein of 252 amino acids. The transcript has a single exon.